Exophiala oligosperma is the source of this 1911-nucleotide messenger RNA. RefSeq lists its product as uncharacterized. Lineage: Eukaryota; Fungi; Ascomycota; Eurotiomycetes; Chaetothyriales; Herpotrichiellaceae. The record is from RefSeq and is a predicted model, not a curated record. The coding region runs from base 14 to 1567 and encodes 517 amino acids. Gene Ontology annotation, molecular function: protein binding; asparaginase activity. The transcript is spliced from 2 exons.
AGUGACGAACAUCAUGGAUCAGGCCCAUGUACCCGAAGCUCGGGUUUUGGUCAUCAUGACCGGCGGAACAAUAUGUAUGCAGAAGUCUCCAGACGGUCUGAUCCCAGCACGAAACUUCCUGGAACGAUGCAUGGCACCACGGCCAGAAUUCAAUGACGGGGACGUCCAUGAACCCAUCGAGGUUGCGUUUCACGACGGGUCCGAUGGUGUACAAUUAUCGCAGAGUCUGCGAACGCCAACGAGCGUCUACGGAAAACGUGUCAGGUAUGCGGUGUUGGAGUUCGCAGAACUCCUUGAUUCUUCUUCUAUCGACAGCAGAGGUUGGUCUCAAAUCGCGCAAACCAUCUAUCGCAAUUAUAAGCUGUUCGACGGGUUUGUUGUCCUCCACGGAACGGACAGCUUAGCGUAUACUUGCUCGGCUCUUAGCUUCAUGUUGCAGCAUUUGGGCAAGCCUGUGAUACUCACUGGAUCCCAGGUUCCCUUUGUGGAACGUAAGAACGACGCCUUGGACAAUUUACUCGAUGCGCUGGAUGUUGCAGCUCAUUUCAUGAUUCCAGAAGUGUGCUUAUGCUUCAACUCUACCUUAUUUCGCGGCAAUCGUACGACAAAGAUAUCGGCAAGCGCAUUUGACGCUUUUGCCUCACCAAAUCUCCCCCCAUUGGCCAGGAUCACAGCUGUCGAUACCAGUGUGGCGUGGAACAUGGUGACGAGACCGACCUCACUCCAAGCAUUCAGCAUCCAGACUGACCUUGAAAUUCAUCACGUCGCCUGCUUGCGCAUAUUCCCAGGGAUCACAGCCAAAAUGGUAGACGCAGUCCUGCGGACAGAAAAUCUCCGUGGCCUCGUCCUCGAGACUUUCGGCGCUGGCAACGCUCCUAGUGGACACGAUAACAAGCUCUUCAAGGUCAUUGCGGAAGCUGUUCAGAGGGGCGUUGUCAUUGUGAACAUCACUCAGUGCCUAACUGGCAGUGUGAAUCCCUUAUAUGCACCUGGCAUGGUGCUGGGACGAGCGGGGGUGGUGGCAGGAGGGGACAUGACCAGUGAAGCUGCGUUGACGAAAUUGUCAUACCUGCUGGCAUUACCAGGCGCAACACCCGAAUCAGUCGCCAAAGACAUGGCCGUCUCGAUUCGCGGUGAGCUGACCGAGAAUUCUCGCACCAUCUUCAGCCAUCCAACAGGCGAGUUGUCCUCUCCAGUAACUCAGCUUACAGCCAUCGCCUAUGCCAUCGCCAGUGGAGACAUCGACAAGGUAAAGGAUGUGCUUCGGAAUGAUGGGCAACUUAUGAAUCGUGCAGAUUAUUCUGGAAAUACGCCUCUUCACCUGGCUGCUACCGGACCUAGCCUGGCAAUCUUGCGAUAUUUGCUGGGACUAGGUGCAUCUGUGCAUAUUCGAAACAACACAAGCCGCACACCAUUAUUCCUGGCAGCCAAUGCCGGAUUGGUGCCUCAUGUGAUGUUGCUGCGUCAAGCAGGCGGACAUCUCCAUCACGAAGAACUCCCUACGGCGAGACUACAUGCAGGUCAGCGGCCAGAUGUGUGGAAGGCUGCUGGAGUAGAAGUUACUUAGUAUUCGGAUGGCCCGGUGAUGACAUGGAGCUUGCCAACCUCCAACAAUGGUUCACACUGAAACAGAAGACCAAACAUUUAAGCACAUGGUUACACGACUUCAGCAUACUAGAUACGUGUUCACAUUCACUCGGUCUGAUGCGCCCAUCGGAGGGCUUGUCACGCCAAGGUCCGUCUAAGCGAUCCUGUACUGUUCCAAACAACAAGUGAUGGGUGCCUCGUGGUGUCGAUACGAGUAGUCGAAGAGAGGUGGGUGGAGCAGGGGCGAUCGACUCCCCGGGCCGCCUACUGUUACGGGUAUGUACCAGUACUGUACGAGUAUCAGUACCUUACCUAUCUAGCAGG